Sitophilus oryzae (rice weevil) is the source of this 1691-nucleotide messenger RNA. Its product is annotated as transcription initiation factor TFIID subunit 7-like. NCBI's taxonomy places the organism in Eukaryota, Metazoa, Arthropoda, Insecta, Coleoptera, Curculionidae. Gene Ontology annotation, cellular component: transcription factor TFIID complex. Gene Ontology annotation, molecular function: RNA polymerase II general transcription initiation factor activity. The transcript is spliced from 6 exons. Gene Ontology annotation, biological process: RNA polymerase II preinitiation complex assembly; transcription initiation at RNA polymerase II promoter. The record is from RefSeq and is a predicted model, not a curated record. The coding region runs from base 248 to 1369 and encodes 373 amino acids.
GUGUGACAUUUGACAUUUGACAUUUUAAAAGUAAAUAAAAAAAGUAUUUUAAAAGUAAACAAAGUAAAUUUUAUUUCUACCUAUUCUCUGGUUUCUGCUAAUAUAUUUUCUUUAUAUUAUGAGAGAUAAUUAUACGUAACUUUUUACAACAUAUUUAACGAAAUAUGUACCUAUAUUAAAUUAUAUUUAAUUAUCAUGGUGAAAUAGCCUAGAAUUGCAAUUAUUUUUAUAGAAGAAUUUGAAUAAAAUGUUCAGCAAAAUGAAAGAAGUCGAUGAAGGAGCUGCUGAAUUAGAGUCGCAAUUUGUUCUAAGAUUGCCAAUUGAACCAGCUAAAGUUUUAAAAGAAGCCCUACGUAACUGCGAGAAUUUAAAAGACCGAUUCAACAUCAAAAUCGAAGAAAACAUGAGGCAUGCCGAGGUGAGACUGGAUCACUGGCUGCUACCUGGCAAAAUUGUCGAUUUACCCACUAUUAUCGAGUCAUUGAAAACUAUCGAUUCUAAAAGCUUUUACAAAACUGCCGAUAUAUGCCAGAUGUUACUGUGCAAAGAGGAGGAUGAUCAAAAAUCUGAUGAUGAGAGUCCACAGAAAAAGAAGAAAGAUCCGUACAAGGUUGAUAAAAAGUAUCUCUGGCCUCAUGGUGUAACCCCACCAGCUAAAAAUGUUAGACGGAGAAGAUUUAGGAAAACUUUAAAGAAAAAGUAUGUUGAAGCUCCGGAAAUUGAAAAAGAAGUAAAAAGGUUGCUCAGAGUGGACAAUGAUGCUGUUAGUGUAAAGUGGGAAGUAAUCAACGAGGAUGAUGAGAAUAAAGUCAACAAAGGCACAGUUGUUAUAAAGAAAGAAAUAGUGGAUCCAGAGCAGCCAAAGGUUGCAGAACAUGAUAUUUUUGGUGGUGAUGUGAGUGAUUCGGAUGAUGAAGAAGCUCAUCUUAAUGUUCUGGAUGUUAUUGAUGAUAACAGUCAAAAUUCUGGUGACGAUAGUCAUUUAACAGACUCAAAUUCCGUCCUGAACACAUCAAUAGAUCAGAAGCAACUCAUUACAGAGUUUACUAGUGACAUGUUCGAGGCUACACCAACUAUGCUUCAGGACGUUGACUACUAUGGUCAAUCAUCAUCAAAUAUAAGUUAUUCUGAGCCCAAUCUUACCAAAGCAACUGUGGAGACAAAACUAGAAGCACUAAACUUAGAACUAAAUGAUAUCAAGUCUAAAAGAAUUCAGCAAGAAAUUAAGAUUGAGAAUAUCGAGAACAUAGCUUUGAGGCAACGGUUCCAAGAGAACGUUGAAAGGCUGAUGCAGGAUCAAAUUGAAAAGGAACACGACAUAUACGAAAUGCAAGAAAUAUUAAAGCAAUUUGAGUCUACUUCAUUUUAAAAUUUAAGAAAAAAAAAUACAUUAGUAAGAAAAAAUAAAUUUAGUUAUAUUUUUUAAUAACUAGUACAUUUAGAGACCAUAGCUUUAGUUAUAAUAAUUAAUGGUGCUGGAAUCAGGGGUGGAUAAGUAAAAAACGUAAUGUAAAAAUAUAAACGUGUAAAUACCCAUCCCUGCCUUGAUUCUACCAAGAAAUUAAUUUAUUACCCACUAUUUUACUUAAAAGAAACAUUUAUUUUAAUUUUACCUUUGUUAUACACCUUUUUAUUUUUAUGUUGUCAACUUUAUAUUGUACUAAAUGAAGGAAAAUAAAAGAAAUGAGUCA